Molecule: messenger RNA, 2349 nt
Organism: Cyprinodon variegatus (sheepshead minnow)
Lineage: Eukaryota; Metazoa; Chordata; Actinopteri; Cyprinodontiformes; Cyprinodontidae
Product: sodium- and chloride-dependent GABA transporter 3-like
Exons: 14
Coding region: 9-1739 (576 amino acids)
Biological process (GO): sodium ion transmembrane transport
Cellular component (GO): membrane
Source: RefSeq, a predicted model, not a curated record
GUUUUGAAAUGAGUAGAGAGAGAGGAAAAACUGAAAAUCCGUUACGGGUUGGAGAUAGAGGACAGUGGGCCAGUAAGACAGAAUAUGUUUUAGUUGUUGCAGGGAAUGUAGUGGGCCUGGGCAACGUGUGGAGAUUUCCCUAUCUUUGCUACAAGAAUGGAGGAGGUGCCUUUUUGGUGCCAUAUACCCUGCUGGCAGUGAUGUGUGGCAUACCUCUUUUCCUAAUGGAGACUUCAUUCGGCCAGUACACCCAGGAAGGAUUCCUCAGCUGCUGGAGAAAACUCUGUCCAUUAGCACAAGGAAUUGGUUAUGGGUUUUUAAUGAUGAAACUCUAUGAGUUGAUAUAUAUAUUGGUCCAAGUCUGGGCACUCUUCUACCUGGUUUCCUCAUUCAGAUCCCAACUACCCUGGGCAAGCUGUGACAAUCCGUGGAACACAGUUAACUGUCUCGGACUUCAGUCUUUUAAUUCAUCUAAUGUCACUGCAACUCAUCACAACACCACAUCUGCUGCAACGGAGUUCUGGGAAAAUCGCGUAUUGAACCUAUCUUCAGGUAUUCAUGAUUUGGGCAGCCUGAGCUGGGAGCUUGUUUUGUGUCUUCUGGUCAGCUGGAUUUUAUGUUACUUCAGUAUUUGGAAAGGCAUCAGAUCUUCUGGAAAGGUUGCAUACUUUACAGCCACCUUUCCUUAUGUGAUGCUCUUCGUCCUCCUGAUCAGAGGAUUGACUUUGCCUGGAGCUUGGGAAGGGAUUUAUUUCUACCUGUAUCCAGACCUUAAACGGCUGGCUAACUUUGAGGUCUGGAUGGAGGCAUCAUCACAGAUCUUCUUCUCCUACAGCCUGGUUAUUGGAACUCUGAGUGUUCUGGGAAGCUACAAUCACUACAACAACAACUGCUACAAGGACUGUUUCUGGCUCUGCCUGCUGAACAGUGUUACCAGCUUCAUAGCUGGGUUUGUGGUUUUCUCUGUUCUGGGAUACAUGGCUCAAAAACAGGGUGUGACUGUUGACAGUGUGGCUGAAUCAGGUCCAGGUCUGGCCUUCAUUGCUUACCCUCAGGCUACAGCUAUGAUGCCUUUUCCACAUUUCUGGACUGUUUGCUUUUUCCUGAUGCUGAUUUUACUCAGUGUUGAUACACAUUUUGUGACGGUGGAGAGUGUGAUCACUUCAGUCUGCGACUUAUCUCCAGAUUUUUUUCAUGUCCCAAGAAGACGUGAGAUCUUUGUCCUCAUCCUCUGUUCAUCCUUUUUUCUCUUACAUUUGCCUUUGGUCACUCAGGGAGGACUUUACAUAUUCCAGCUUAUUGAUUACUAUGCUUGCACCAGAGCAUGUCAGGAUUUUAUGAGUGUAUGCCAAUGCCUUGCUGUGGCCUGGCUAUUCGGAAGUGAUCGCCUUUUAAGUAUAAUUGAAGACAUGACGGGACACCGACCAUCUUUUUUCUUUAAAUUUUGCUGGAAAUUUGUCAUUCCUCUGGUGUCAGCGGUUUCCUUUGUUUUGUAUCUGGUAGAUUAUCAGCACCUGAAGAUAAAUAACUCGUAUGUUUACCCUGACUGGGCGUACGCUCUGGGUUGGAUCAUGUCUAUGUCCUCAGUUCUUAUGGUGCCACUGUGGGCCGCUGGACAGCUUUUUUUCACAGAAGGAACCUUCAGACAGCGUUUGAAUGUGCUUUGCCAACCAGCUGAAGAUCGCCGUGGACAGAAAACCAGGGGAGUCCAGCAGAGCAACUCUGAAGGCUUGAUAUGAACUUCAAAGUCCAACAUAAACCUCUCAUAAUAACAGUCCUGUGAUAAAAGAAAUAUGACCUUUUCUUGUGAAAUGUUAAAGGUUCUUUUAGUUUCUCAAACUAAUCAUGUAUUGUGUCUUAGCAUUGAGUCGGAAAGAUUUGAAUGUGAGAAUGACAUAUUGAUUCUUUCCUGGUAAUGCAAAGUUAAUGCAGCAGAUUUGCUUUUAAGGGAGAUUCUAAUUGGUUUAUGUUGAUCUGAGCUUUUGUAAACCUUUAAUUAUUGAGAUGACAAGUUUUUCAGUCCUAUAGUGGCCUACAUGUUGAAAAUAGAUACUUAUGUAGCUCAAUUAUCUUUGAGUCCUACAAAUAAUAUUUGGAAAAUAGUAAAUUAAAAGCAGUCGGAAAUUUUUGCCUUAUUUCUGCAUUUUAAUGUAUUUUCUUUAGGCUUUCGUUUAAAUGUGAUGUCACACCCUAUAUUCCCCUUACUUGUUGCCAAGCUGCUGCUCCAGUAAAUUACAUCAUAUAAAAUGUAGCUGUUACCAAUCACAGUAGGUCGGAGGUCUUCAACACGGGGUCCGCGACCCCUAGGGGUCAAGAUGUACUGCUUGGGGCUCACAAAAGUUUUGGUUG